UUGAGCUAGCAAUUUUAAAAUAUACAACAUACCAUUCUCUCUCUCUCUUCAUCUGUGAGGAACAAAUAUUCUCCACUGAAAACACCAAGAAACAUUCUCUGCAGCAGCUAGCAAGGAUCAAGAAUAAGAAGAGAUCCAGCAGCUGCUCUAAUAUUUCAGUAAUCUGAACAGACCUCUCGCUCAGCUUCUGCAUGGAUACAGCUCACUGGCCUCAACAGGGAAUAGGUGUAGUGGAAAGCAACCAAAGACAAGCACAGAUCCAAGUGGAGAGAUCAAGGGUGAGACCUCACAAAGAACAGGCCUUAAACUGCCCAAGAUGCAAUUCCACAAACACAAAGUUUUGUUACUACAACAAUUACAGUCUCAGCCAGCCGAGGUAUUUCUGCAAAACAUGUAGAAGGUAUUGGACAGAAGGUGGUUCUCUGAGAAAUGUUCCGGUUGGUGGUGGCUCCAGGAAGAACAAAAGAUCAUCUUCCUCUUCCUCCAAUUCUGUCCCAACUCCAACCUUCACUUCCUCCUCCACACCAAAAACAACACUUCCGUCAUCUUCUUCAACAAAUCUACAGCCUUCCCAUCAGCACAUGAUUCAUGGUGUUGAAACCUCUAAGUUUUGCCAGGGAGGAGGACAUGAUCUUAAUCUCUCCUUUGCAUCAGCACAUGAUUCUGUGUCUGCGCUUGAAUUGUUGAGGAGUGGGAUUUCGGCUAGAGGGAUGGGAACAUUUGUGCCUGGAUCAGUAUUUGGAGCUGGGUUUGGGUUUCAGGAGCUGAUGAGACCAGUUUCUGAUGGCAUGAAGCUUCAUCCAUUGGAUGGAGUUGGGGGAACAAGUGGGUAUGGUGGAAGCAUGCAGGGGGAAGGAGAUGGGAGGCUUUUGUUUCCUUUUGAAGAUUUGAAGCAAGUAAGUAUGAGUAAUGGUGCUCUUGAUGGUGUGGUGCAAGGGCAAGGUGAUCCUACUUUGUUUUGGAAUGGUGUAAUGGGAAGCGGUGAC
Phalaenopsis equestris is the source of this 986-nucleotide messenger RNA. Its product is annotated as dof zinc finger protein DOF1.8-like. Gene Ontology annotation, biological process: regulation of DNA-templated transcription. The transcript has 2 exons. Gene Ontology annotation, molecular function: DNA-binding transcription factor activity; DNA binding. The record is from RefSeq and is a predicted model, not a curated record. NCBI's taxonomy places the organism in Eukaryota, Viridiplantae, Streptophyta, Magnoliopsida, Asparagales, Orchidaceae. The annotation marks the transcript as partial.